AAGAGAUGAGAGAAGGGCUCUGGGGCGGUGAAGGAGCUUUGCUUGAAGUUAACAAAGAUGUAUCGCUCCUCAAUUACUGACUGCGUCUUGUACCGUCCAUAGGACCAGUCUUCUUAAACUAGCUAUGCGGGCUUUCAGGAAUGGUCUGGAGCUUGGAAGGCCAUGGGGUAGGAACCUGGUUUUCAGGGUACCAGUGAGGUACCUUGCAAUUAAAUCUCGAGGCAGUCCGAUCUGCAAAGAAGACCUUUUCAAAUACACGAAUGGUCGAUUCCUCGCCGACGAGGAUGACCAGCGAUCAAAACGCUUCGUUCGAUUUGACGCCGAUCGCUUAUGCGAUGUAAUCGCCGAAAUCUCGGGAACUGGCACACAGCCAGUCUCAACGAUAGAAAAGAUGGAAGGCGGCUUUAGCAAGGUUCUUCUCAUGAAAACAGCGGACGGAUCCGAAUACAUUGUCAAGAUUCCGUGUCCUAAUGCAGGAAGGCCUAUGUACUGCACAGCGUCUGAGGUUGCUGUUCUAGACUUUGUAAGGAAACACACUACAAUUCCUGUCCCCAGGGUGCUUGCAUGGUGCGUCAAUUCAGCCAACCCAGUAGGCGCCGAGUACAUUGUGAUGGAGCGAGUCCCGGGGGUUCAGCUCUUCAAUAAAUGGGAGGAAAUGGGCGAGAGUCGUCGAUUAUCUUUUAUCAAACAGCUCACAAAGUGGAAAAGUGAGCUUUCUGGAAUAUGCUUUCCGGCCUAUGGCAGCCUUUAUACCAAAGGCUCUUUGAAGGAUCACGAAUCGAUAUCGUUGGACCUGUCUAUCGACCCUGGAGGCGUAUUUUGCGUUGGUCCUUCAUGCACUACCUGGUCUACACAGCACGGCUCUCCUGGAAUUCAUCACGGCCCUUGGAUGACGCUUAGCAAUCUGGGCGAGUCUCUCAUCAAUCGCUCCCUUCAAUCUGUACAAAAUCUCAACCCAGAACUACCAGCCUCUAUAAGAGGCACCGCAGAGGAGCACACCUUAGUCCUUAACAUGGCAAAAGAAAUCAUACCAGCUGUGGCAAACAACCCCUAUCUCCUCGGGCCAUCCCAACCCACACUAUGGCACACCGAUCUCCACAUGGGUAACAUCUUCGUCGCCGAAGACGAUCCAUCAAACGUAACCGGUUUCAUCGACUGGCAACACAGUUCCAUCAGUCCCUUAUUCUUGCAAGCCCGAUGGCCCGUCGUUCUGACCCCACCAGGAGAGUACGAAGAGGGUACAGUAAUGCCUCAGCUUCCGCCUAAUUAUGAAGAUAUGGACGACUACGAAAAGGAACUUGCUCGAUACAAUAAAGCAAAGGCCACCUGGUCGAAAGCCUACGAGAUCGCAACAUAUUUGAACAACAGAAAGGCGUGGCAAGGAAUGCAAGUCCCCGAUCCACUCAAGGAAUUAUUCCGUCGCUGUGGUACGACUUGGGAUGAGGGGAUAGUUCCUCUUCGGGAGACGCUUCUUGAGAUCGUUCGCAGUCAAGAUGAUUUGGGGUUUGAAGGAAGUUUACCGAUUCAUUUCACUAAAGAACAGAUCGCACACCACAAAAAGGAGCUCAAGUCAUACAGAGAACUUCACAAGAUACGCGGAUUUGUCAAAGAUAUGCUGGAUACAGAUGACGACGGCUGGGUUCCUCCGGAGCGUGAUCUGGAGGAAGUCAAGGGGAGGAAUAAGAUGUUGUUUGACUACUAUGUUGCCAAGAUGGGCAAAGACAGAGCUCCAGAUGAGAUUCGGAGUAUGUGGCCCUUCCCUUUGGACACGUGAGAACAUCAGUUGAGAUUCGCGUUGGGGGCUGUGAUCAAGUGAUUUAUCUUCC
This is a messenger RNA of Aspergillus campestris IBT 28561, 1826 nucleotides long. Its product is annotated as phosphotransferase family protein. Bases 125 to 1774 code for a protein of 549 amino acids. The transcript has 4 exons. NCBI's taxonomy places the organism in Eukaryota, Fungi, Ascomycota, Eurotiomycetes, Eurotiales, Aspergillaceae. The record is from RefSeq and is a predicted model, not a curated record. Gene Ontology annotation, cellular component: mitochondrion.